GUACAAGCAAGAUGUUGCAGGGUUUAUCCACAAAACUAUGCAGGAUGAUCAUGAAGGUUUUCGACAUCAAACCCCGUCUCAAGAUAACUGCAAUCCAAUUGAGGUUAAUAAGGCUAUAGAACUUGAAUAUGGGUGGUUUAAUUUGGUGGAUAACAUUUUGGAAUGGGAGAAUUUUACAGCCGCCGAAAAGGGUUCAACAAUUCUUUUAAGGAGGAAUAUUGAGUCACUUCUUCCAAGAUAUCUGGAGCAGGGACUACACCACAUGGGUCAAUUUUAUCAAUUUGGUUUAAGUGGAAGCCCAGCUUGGUUCAAUCCUAGAGUCGGGUCCUCCGUUUCAACCCAGCUGCCUAAAACUCUCUACAAAAAUAAGAAAUGGAUGGGAGUUGCUCUAUGUGUGUCAAUUUCAGUACUGGACUGGCAUAAAGUAAAAGGGGGUUAUAAAGUUUCUUGUCAAGUAAAUUCGGGCAAUUUUCAUAUAGAGUUGUCCCUAUGCUCGACCAAUUUUAUGUGUGAUAAAAGUCAACUUUGGAUUAUUUACAUACCGAAGGCAGAGUUGCCGGAAUGGUUCACUCGAUCAAGUUCAAGAAGCACUUUGUUCGGAAUUGACAACUCUGCCGUUGAGGUUCAAGUGUGCGGGUACCGUGUUUUUUACCGGCAAGAUUUAAAAGGAUUUGUACAGACAAUCAUCCAGUGCAUAUUGCGUAGCUCUGACACCACCCUCUUUGAAAAGUAUAAUAAAAAAAUGGUAGAAGAUUGGCUAACUUUGGUAAGAUGGCAAGGUCUUAAAAUUGAUAGAGAACUCAGUAGACAAUUCAGUUCCUCGCAGCAUGAAAGAGAGCUGUUUCAGUUGAUCUUGAGCCAUUACAGGAAUCAGGUCUCUCUCUCUCUCUCUCUCUCUCUCUCUCUCUCAUAUAAAUCUCACAUAUGUAACUGUGAUUUACAGGACUGGUCUGUGGCUGAGUGUACAUGUAGGUUCCCUGGAAUUGAAAUUCCCAAGUGGUUCGUGCAUUUGAAUAAAGGCGGUUCUGCACAGAUACAACUACCUCCAAAUUUGUUCGAUGAUGCUAACUGGAUGGGUAUUGCUGCAUGUUCUUAUGCCUCGAUCCACGAACAUCCAACCGUCAUUCUUGACACUCCGGAUUCAGAGUUUAGUCGUGCACUGUAUUGCUAUCUGGACACCAAUCUCCCUAAUGUCAGACUCCAUGGUUUAGAGCAUACAAACAAAGCCUUGUGGUUGCAUGCUUGCAACUUCACUUGGUUUACGUAUGCACCACGUGCUAAAUUUUCUGGUUCGCUGAAUCAAUGCAAUCUAGUCAGGGCAACUUUUGGGUCCAAUAGCCCAGGCUUAGGACUGCAUCAAUGUGGUCUUCGUCUAGUGUUUAAGGAGGAUGUGGAAGAUCUCGUACAAACUUUGACCCUCUGCCGAUUAUCUGCCAAAUGUUAUCAUUCGGAACAAGCAAGGCAGGGUAAUUAAAAUUGGUAUAGUACAAGACAUGUUGAUCAUCUGAUUCUCAAGUGCUAGGGCAAGCAUGCAUGUUACAACUUGUAAAGCCUUUUGUCUUUUUUUCAUUGGAUCAAUUUUGUCAACUUUUGUGGGAAGUUAUUUCCUUCAGUUGUGGGGUUUUGUUGCUCAAUGGGGUGUCUUCUUCCUUGUGAAGGUUUGAAACCAUGCCGACCUGAUUCACUUGGGUUCUUUUUAAUUUUUUUUUUUGGGAAAGCUUGAUGGUACGAGAGGAAUUUUAUUGAUAAAGAAAAAAGAAGUUACACUUAGUUAGGAGGGACAUAAACCAAACCCCUCAUAGUACAAGGAAAAAAAAA
Molecule: messenger RNA, 1818 nt
Organism: Malus domestica (apple)
Lineage: Eukaryota; Viridiplantae; Streptophyta; Magnoliopsida; Rosales; Rosaceae
Source: RefSeq, a predicted model, not a curated record